Molecule: messenger RNA, 2262 nt
Organism: Colossoma macropomum (tambaqui)
Lineage: Eukaryota; Metazoa; Chordata; Actinopteri; Characiformes; Serrasalmidae
Product: sodium/hydrogen exchanger 10-like
Exons: 19
Coding region: 1-2262 (753 amino acids)
Biological process (GO): proton transmembrane transport
Cellular component (GO): membrane
Molecular function (GO): sodium:proton antiporter activity; monoatomic ion channel activity
Source: RefSeq, a predicted model, not a curated record
AUGAUGUUUGGAGCCAUCGUCAGUACUCUCGACCCUUUCGUGACGGUGUCUCAGCUACACAGUCUCGGAACGGCCAAGCCUCUGAUUCUGAUUACAGAGGGCGAGUCUUUGUUUGUUGACGGCACCGCCUUCAUCACAUUUGAAGUGUUUAAAGACCUUGCCACUCAUCUGAGUUUCAUUGAUGCUUCAUAUUUCACUCUGAAACUGGUUCUGAAGGUUUUGGGGAGUCCUCUUAUUGGAUUUAUUAUGUCAAAGAUUGUUACCUUUUGGCUGUCACACAUCUUCGAUGAUGGUCUCGUAGAAAUAACGAUCAGCCUCGCCAUGACCUACAUCACAUUUUAUCUGGCAGCUCAGUGGUUGGGCAUGUCUGGAGUUAUUGCAGUUCUUAUAAUGGGGCUUCUCCUGGACACGGUCACCUUCAGUCCUGAAAUUGAAGUCUUUCUGUUACGAUUCUGGGAGAUGUUGACGUACCUGGCCAACACUCUUAUCUUCUUCGUCAUUGGCAUCGUCAUUGCCCAGGCGUUUCAGAACAUGGCUUUUAGUGACUUUUUAUACAUUCUUAGUCUCUACUGUGCUGUUCAAGCGAUAAGGCUGGUGACAGUUGUUCUGCUUUCACCGCUGCUGUCCCGCUGUGGUUACGGCUUUAACUAUCGCUGGGCCUUGGUUUGCUUCUGGGGGGCAACUAAAGGGGCUUUCUGCCUCAGCCUCACCCUCAUGGCUUAUCAGGCAGAAGGCCUGGACAAGUUUCAAGUUCGAGAAAAGAUUUUAGUGCUUUCCUCCGGAAUGGUCCUUCUCACCCUUAUUGUUAAUGCAACCACAAUGAAUAUGUGUCUUAAAGUCAUCGGCAUGUGUGAUAUUUUAGAGCCUAAACGCCUGGCCAUGAACAGCGCGCUGCUGCGCAUGAAGGAGAACGCUCAGAGCACCCUCAACAUGCUCAAAGGUGACCGGUUUCUGGCCGAUGCCAACUGGGAGAUGGUGAACAUUGAAGAGUUCAGUCCCAGUGCGAGGGUCACCAAGUGUCCAGACUGUGACAGUAGCGUCCGCUUAGCCCCGUCGCCACGGGAACUGGAUGAUAUGAUGGAGGCGGCCCGUGUGCGCAUCCUGACAGCCCUAAAGGAGAGCUACUGGAAGCAGUACAGCUCCGGAAUGCUGAACAGGGAAGCCACAAGGAUCCUCAUCGACACGGCCGAGAUCAUGACCGACCACAAAGGAAAGUUCAUGACUGUGCAGGAUAUAAAGAAGUACUGGGAACCGAAAGGAUUUCUCAUAGCUCUGCAGAAGAAAUUGGAGGACUGGCUCUAUAACGUGAACAUCGAGAAGCUGAGUCCUUCACGGAGUGCCGUUCAGAAGCUGUGCUGCCAGAUUGUCUUCAGUGUCCCCUUUGAGUCUGUCAUUUACGUCUUAAUCCUGCUCAACAUUUUUCCCAUCAUUAUUGAGUUUGUCCCUGUGAGCAGCGAUGAAUACAGCCAGGAGCUCCACGUGGGACUGGCCAUGAGGAAAGCUUACAUUUUGAACCCCUGGAACCAGUUUGAUCUCUUUAUCAUUGUACUGGCUGUUGUAGAUAUUGUCAUUAAUGACUGUGUCGCAAGCUUUAAAGUGCAAAUGAUCAGAAUCGUACGAGUGUCUAAGAUGUUCCGCCUUACCAGAGUCCUGCGUCUGAUUAAGAUUAUUAUUCCCAAGCUGAUAACAUUAGUCGAGCAUCAGAUCCAUAAACAGCUGAGCCUUGGCUAUGACAUCGGAAAAGGCUACAUCCUCGGUGAGGAGGACAUCAGCAAAAUCAUAGACCACAUCGCUGAUGACCAAACAGUCUCUAAGAAACUAAAAGGCAUUCUGGAGAUGAACAGGCAGGUUGCUGUAAAAGAAAUUGGUCUGCUUCAGAGAAACCAUCCGGAGAUAGCCAUCUCAGUGAAGACCAGGCAGGCUGCUCGAGCUGUGCUGAACAGCAAGAGAGAAACCAUCAAAUCACUCAUGUUAUUAGGACUCCUAGACGAAGUGGAAUCCAAGAAACUUAAGAAGAUGAUUGAAAUAAGGAUGAAGAAACUCACUAAGUUUCCUCCGACCAUACCAGCCCCAACACCCGGGAACCUUCUACAGAAUGUGCCAUGGCUCCACAGUGACGUCGCUCAGAUUGAGUUUAUUAAGAAAGUGGCCAAACUGAUGAUUUUUGACUUUGGAGAUAUCAUAAUGCAUGAAAACGACAAACCUCAAGGAAUUCAUCUCAUCGUCUCUGGUGUAGUGAAGGGUCUUGCGAAGGCAUCCUAA